Molecule: messenger RNA, 1636 nt
Organism: Carassius auratus (goldfish)
Lineage: Eukaryota; Metazoa; Chordata; Actinopteri; Cypriniformes; Cyprinidae
Product: claudin-15-like
Exons: 5
Coding region: 167-832 (221 amino acids)
Cellular component (GO): bicellular tight junction; membrane
Molecular function (GO): structural molecule activity
Source: RefSeq, a predicted model, not a curated record
AGUCACAUAGGAGGGACCGGAGUUUAUGGUUUUAUGACUCUUGAAUCUAUAACACAGUCAGACACAUCUCAUCCGGGUCUGGUGCUCGGUCUGUCUGCUGGCGAGCUGUGGAUUCAGAACAGGGUUUUCUUGGAUAUUGUGUGGAUUUGAGCCGUGUUUGUCGAUCAUGUCGAUGGGGGUCCAGCUGCUGGGGUUCUUGAUGUGUUUGGGAGGCUGGCUGCUCUCCUUCGUGUCGUUGGUGAAUGAUUCGUGGCGCACGUCGACGUUUGCGGAUCAGCUGAUCCUGUCUUUGUGGUACUAUCAGAACCUGUGGCAGUCGUGUGCUGAGUCAAGCACCGGCAUCACCAACUGCAAGAAGUUUGAGUCCAUGCUUUCUCUGGCUGGAUACAUCCAGGCCUGUCGGGCUCUGAUGAUAAUUGCUCUCAUUCUGGGUUUGCUGGCUGUUAUUCUGGCCGUGAUGGGACUCAAGUGCACUAAACUGGGCAGCACAUCUGAGGAGACGAAAGGGAAGAUCAGCCUGACCGCCGGGAUCAUGUUCAUCCUGUCAGGUGUGUGUGUUAUGGUGGCCGUGUCGUGGUACGCCGUUCGAGUCGUUCAGGAGUUUUAUGAUCCUUUUUAUGGAGGAACAAAGUAUGAACUGGGAGCCGGUCUGUAUCUGGGAUGGGCGGCAGCAGCUCUGGAAAUAAUAGGCGGAGCAAUCCUCUGCACUUCCUUCAAGAGCUCAAGACCUGCACAAACACGGAGUCUCAACUAUAACUACAUCGCUUCACAGCCGCAGAAGAUCUACAGAUCAGCCCCGUCAGAAAACAACUUCUCCAAAGCUUACGUCUGAGUGUUUGCCUUUCCUUUUUUUGUACAAGGAUGUGUGUAUUUUUAUUGUACUUGCAUUUUAGAAGUCAAUGCAUUGAGCUUAUUUACAUGACUUUGUAUGAUUCAUCAGUGAUUAUUUCAUAACAUCAAAGCGUAAAAUAACGUUCUCAGCUUAUAUGAAAAGACUUCAGUUAGAGAUUUUUGCAUUUCAGAUUUUCGUUUAUUACUCAGUUCUGAUAUGAAACACUCACUUUAGGAAUAUUAUAGUGAAAUGAAACCAACACCUUUGAAAAAAUAAACUUUUGUUACAUUAAAUAAACUUUCACUGAAAUUGAAAAUAAACAUAUGCCAGGCAAUAUUUCUUUUUGUUUAGUAUGAACUAAUAGUGAAAUAAAAAAAGAUUAAACAUGAACAAAAUCUAAUAAAAGUGUCAAAAAUACACCACUAAAUUACUAAAACCUCACAAAAUUAAAAUAUAAAAUAAUUCACUAAUAACGGUGCUUUACAGCAUCACAUCAGUUCCCUCCGCUGUACAUUUUUUCUCUUUCAAUCUCAUGUUGUUUUUAAUAUGUUUAUGUCAGGCUUAUGGAUCAUUUUCGUAUAGAAUAUACAUUUUACAUUGUCUGGUGUUUUGAAAAGCUCAUUUUUUCUGAAAUUGCUAUGUGUUUUGUUAGUGUUUCAUUGAAUAAAACAAUUUUGUGCAAACUGUUUUUUUAUGCUUUACUGCAGUUAUCAGCCAAACCUCUAAGGUUUCUUUCUUAAUUCUGUUGGAGACUUUAUUGUUUCAUUGAAAACAGUAUAGCUAUAACUUUAAGUUUAAUAAAAA